Molecule: messenger RNA, 5422 nt
Organism: Drosophila eugracilis
Lineage: Eukaryota; Metazoa; Arthropoda; Insecta; Diptera; Drosophilidae
Gene: GluProRS
Product: bifunctional glutamate/proline--tRNA ligase
Exons: 6
Coding region: 118-5262 (1714 amino acids)
Biological process (GO): translation; glutamyl-tRNA aminoacylation; prolyl-tRNA aminoacylation
Cellular component (GO): aminoacyl-tRNA synthetase multienzyme complex; cytoplasm
Molecular function (GO): ATP binding; proline-tRNA ligase activity; glutamate-tRNA ligase activity
Source: RefSeq, a predicted model, not a curated record
UCUUUGGCCAUCUCUAUUAGGCUGUGUAGACGUUAGCAGCUGGCCGUACUCGUGCCGUAUAUUAAGCCGAGAAAUUUCGUCAUUUGAAUUUAGAUUGCAAGCGAACAAACUACGACGAUGUCAAUAAAGCUCAAAGCGAACCUCAACAAUCCGCCGAUAAGUGGUUUGGCGACGGCGCACCUUAUCAAUGGCACCGUGCCCGUGGAGAUUGUGUGGAGCAAGGAGGAGACCUCACUGCAGUUCCCGGAUAAUCGAGUUCUGGUGUGCCACUCCAACAACGAUGUACUUCGCGCCUUGGCCCGCGCUGCUCCCGACUAUAAACUGUACGGAGAGACGGCCAUCGAACGGACACAGAUAGAUCACUGGCUGUCCUUUUCGCUGACCUGUGAGGAUGACAUCUCGUGGGCCCUGUCCUUCCUGGACAAAUCCAUUGCCCCGGUUACUUAUCUGGUGGCCAACAAGCUGACCAUCGCUGAUUUUGCGUUGUUCAACGAGAUGCAUUUACGUUAUGAGUUCCUUGCCGCUAAAGGCAUCCCGCAGCACGUGCAGCGUUGGUAUGACCUCAUCACUGCCCAGCCCUUGAUCCAAAAGGUGCUUCAGAGUCUGCCAGAGGGAGCGAGGGUCAAGAGAAGCCCGCAGGCCUCCAAAGAGCAGACACCCGCCAAAACGGGAGAGCGCAAACAGGAAGGAAAGUUCGUGGACCUUCCAGGUGCCGAGAUGGGCAAGGUCGUGGUGCGAUUCCCGCCAGAGGCGUCGGGCUAUCUGCAUAUCGGUCAUGCUAAGGCGGCGCUGCUGAAUCAAUACUAUGCACUGGCGUUCCAGGGAACGCUGAUCAUGAGAUUUGAUGACACGAAUCCCGCCAAGGAAACCGUUGAGUUCGAAAACGUCAUUCUCGGCGAUCUUGAACAGCUGCAGAUCAAGCCUGACGUGUUUACGCACACCUCUAACUAUUUCGACCUGAUGCUAGAUUACUGUGUCCAGCUGAUCAAGGAGAGCAAAGCCUACGUGGACGACACGCCACCAGAGCAAAUGAAGCUGGAGCGCGAGCAACGAGUGGAGUCCGCUAAUCGAUCUAACUCCGUUGAGAAGAAUCUUUCCCUGUGGGAGGAGAUGCUUAAGGGAUCUGAGAAGGGUCAGAAGUACUGUGUACGCGCCAAGAUCGACAUGACCUCUGCCAACGGCUGCAUGCGCGAUCCCACUAUCUAUCGCUGUAAGAACGAGCCACAUCCUCGCACAGGAACCAAAUACAAGGUGUAUCCCACCUACGACUUUGCUUGCCCCAUUGUGGAUGCUAUCGAGAAUGUCACCCACACCCUGCGCACCACUGAGUACCACGAUCGAGAUGACCAGUUCUACUGGUUUAUUGAUGCCCUCAAGCUAAGGAAACCCUACAUCUGGGAAUAUAGUCGAUUGAACAUGACCAACACAGUGUUGUCCAAGAGGAAGCUUACCUGGUUUGUGGACUCCGGUCUGGUUGACGGAUGGGAUGAUCCUCGUUUCCCAACAGUGCGUGGUAUCAUCCGUCGGGGUAUGACUGUGGAAGGUUUGAAGGAAUUCAUCAUUGCCCAGGGCAGCAGCAAAUCCGUGGUCUUCAUGAACUGGGAUAAGAUCUGGGCGUUUAACAAGAAGGUUAUCGAUCCGAUUGCUCCUCGUUACACGGCUUUAGAGAAAGAGAAACGCAUCAUUGUAAAUGUGGCUGGAGCUAAGGUCGAAAAGAUCCAGGUUUCCGUGCAUCCAAAGGAUGAGUCGCUUGGCAAGAAGACCGUCUCGUUGGGUCCCCGCAUUUACAUCGACUACGUUGAUGCUGAAGCUUUGAAGGAGGGUGAAAAUGCCACAUUUAUCAACUGGGGCAACAUCUUGAUCAAGAAGGUAAACAAGGAUGCAUCCGGUACUAUCAUUUCCGUCGAUGCUGCUCUUAACCUGGAUAACAAGGACUUCAAGAAAACCCUUAAACUCACCUGGUUGGCUGUGGAAGAUGAUGCUAGUGCCUAUCCACCCACUUUCUGCGUUUACUUCGAUAACAUCAUCAGCAAACCUGUUUUGGGCAAGGACGAGGACUUUAAGCAGUUUAUUGGUCACAAGACCCGAGACGAAGUGGCCAUGUUGGGUGAUCCUGAACUGAAGAAGUGUAAAAAGGGCGAUAUCAUCCAGUUGCAAAGACGUGGCUUCUUCAAGGUGGACAACGCUUAUGCUCCUCCCAGUGGCUUCACAAGUGUACCCUCACCCAUAGUUUUGUUCUCAAUUCCCGAUGGUCAUACGAAGGAUGUGCCCACCUCUGGUCUGAAAAUCAAUGCCCCAGAUGCCAAGACAACGAAAAAGGCAUCCUCUCCUGUGAAAUCUUCCGGCCAAGCUUCCGACUUGGACAGUCAAAUAACCAAGCAGGGCGAUCUUGUGCGUGACCUGAAAUCGAAGAAAGCAGCUAAGGAUCAAAUCGAUGUUGCGGUGAAAAAGCUUCUUGCCCUAAAAGCUGAUUACAAAACAGCUACAGGAAACGAUUGGAAACCAGGACAAACUACUGCUCCUGCUGCUUCUCCACCUGCUGCCGCUUCUUCCUCCUCCAACGACGCCGCGUCUGUUAACGCCAGCAUUGUGAAGCAGGGUGAUUUGGUUAGAGAUCUGAAGGGUAAGAAGGCUGGCAAACCAGAGAUUGACGCUGCUGUAAAGACGCUGCUCGAACUGAAAGCUCAGUACAAGACUCUCACCGGUCAAGAUUGGAAACCAGGCACUGUUCCUCCCACUGCCGCUCCAGCUGCAUCACCUGCUCCAGCUGCCGCUGCCAACGAUUCGGUCGCGCAGAUUCUAAACCAAAUCACUGCCCAAGGCGAUAAGGUGCGAGAGCUGAAGGCAGCUAAAGCCGAUAAGGCAACUGUUGAUGCUGCAGUGAAGACGUUGCUCAGUUUAAAGGCUGACUUCAAAGCUGCGACCGGUAGUGACUGGAAACCAGGUACCACCGCCCCAGCCCCAGCAGCAGCUGCAGUAAAGGUCAAACAGGAGAAGAAUCCCGAACCCGCUUCAAACCUUGCCGUAAACACAUUGUUGGAUAAGAUCGCCCAGCAGGGUGAUAAAAUCCGCCAACUGAAGUCGGCUAAAUCGGAAAAAUCCCUGGUGGAUGCCGAGGUAAAGCUUUUGCUGGCUCUGAAAACGGACUACAAAUCUCUAACCGGCCAAGAGUGGAAACCAGGUACUGUGGCUCCCACUCCCGCAACCGUCGCCGUUGUAGAUCUCACUGCUGGAGAUACAGGUAGCGACGUUGCCAGUGUCUUGGGCAAAAUUCAGGAGCAAGGUGAUAAGAUCAGAAAGCUGAAGUCGGAGAAGGCAGCCAAGAACGUUAUUGAACCUGAGGUUAAGAAUCUUCUUGCCCUUAAAGCUGAAUAUAAGACGCUGAGUGGUAAGGACUGGACCCCUGACGCUAAAGUUGAACCCGCUGUAGUUAAAAAAGAAGCCAGUCCGGUUAACAUGGCAUCGCCAGCUAAGGAUGAACUUACCCAGGAGAUCAAUGCCCAGGGAGAGAAGGUACGUGCGGCAAAGUCCAACAAAGCAGCCAAGGAUGUUAUCGAUGCUGAAGUGGCCAAGUUGUUGGCUCUCAAGGCUAAGUACAAGGAGGUUACAGGCACCGAUUUCCCUGUAGCUGGACGAGGAGGCGGCGGUGGUGGUGGAUCGGCCAAGAAAGCACCAAAGGAGACUCAACCAAAGCCAGCCAAGCCUGUGAAAAAGGAGCCAGCGGCCGACGCUUCCGGCGCUGUGAAAAAACAAACCCGUCUGGGACUGGAGGCCACUAAGGAGGACAAUCUACCGGACUGGUACUCACAGGUAAUCACCAAGGGUGAAAUGAUCGAAUAUUAUGACGUGUCCGGAUGCUACAUCCUCCGCCACUGGUCCUUUGCCAUUUGGAAAGCCAUCAAGAACUGGUUCGAUGCUGAGAUUACGCGCAUGGGUGUCAAGGAGUGUUACUUCCCCAUCUUUGUUUCGAAGGCGGUGCUGGAAAAGGAAAAGACGCAUAUUGCGGACUUUGCUCCGGAAGUAGCAUGGGUAACGAAGUCGGGUGACUCCGAUUUGGCCGAGCCAAUCGCUGUGCGCCCUACCUCCGAGACCGUCAUGUAUCCCGCUUACGCCAAGUGGGUUCAGUCCUACAGGGAUCUUCCAAUCCGUCUUAAUCAGUGGAACAACGUUGUGCGCUGGGAAUUUAAGCAGCCAACUCCUUUCCUACGUACCCGCGAGUUCUUGUGGCAGGAGGGACACACUGCGUUUGCCGGAAAAGAGGAAGCCGACAAGGAAGUGCUGGAAAUCCUCGACCUGUACGCCCUGGUCUACACCCACCUGCUGGCUAUUCCCGUUGUGAAGGGUCGUAAGACAGAGAAGGAGAAGUUCGCGGGCGGUGAUUACACUACCACCGUGGAGGCAUUCAUCUCAGCUUCCGGUCGAGCUAUUCAGGGAGCAACCAGUCACCAUUUGGGGCAGAACUUCUCCAAGAUGUUCGAGAUUGUGUACGAGGACCCUGAAACUCAGCAGAAGAAGUACGCUUACCAGAACUCUUGGGGCAUAACUACCCGCACCAUUGGCGUGAUGAUUAUGGUGCAUGCGGACAACCAAGGUCUGGUGCUGCCACCACAUGUUGCCUGCAUUCAGGCUAUUGUGGUGCCCUGCGGUAUCACUGUGAACACCAAGGAUGACGAGCGUGCGCAGCUGUUGGACGCGUGCAAGGAACUUGAAAAGCGACUUGUUGGCGGUGGAGUGCGAUGCGAAGGUGACUACCGAGAUAAUUAUUCGCCCGGAUGGAAGUUCAACCACUGGGAACUGAAGGGAGUGCCGCUGCGCUUGGAGGUUGGUCCUAAGGACCUGAAGGCUAAGCAGCUAGUGGCCGUGCGCCGUGACACAGGUGAGAAGAUCACCAUCCCACUGGCCGAUGUGGAGAAGAAGAUUCCCGCACUGCUGGAGACAAUCCAUGAGACCAUGCUUAGCAAGGCACAAGAGGAUAUGACAAGUCACACUAAGAAGGUUAGCAACUGGAACGACUUCUGCGGUUUCCUUGAGCAGAAGAACAUACUGCUGGCUCCAUUCUGCGGCGAGAUCAGCUGCGAAGACAAGAUCAAGGCGGAUAGUGCCCGCGGCGAAGAGGCCGAGCCUGGAGCUCCUGCCAUGGGCGCCAAGUCGCUAUGCAUCCCCUUCGACCAGCCAGCUCCCAUCGCGGCCAGCGACAAGUGCAUCAACCCCAGCUGCACAAACAAGCCCAAGUUCUACACGCUCUUCGGUCGUAGCUACUAAAUGAAAGGGAGCUGGAUGGAAGCCAGGCUUCGUUGUUUCUCCAAAUCAUAAUCUUAACAGGCAAAAUAAAUCGAUUGGAUGGAAUCGAUUGACCUAUAUGUACUCUGAUUUUCAACCACCUUAAUAUUCUUUUAAAUUGAUUAAAUGCUAAAAGUUUAAA